GUUUCCCUUUAGUGACCAUGUCAGACAGAGGACCCAGGGGUGAAGACACUGUGGAUGGCAGACAAGUGAAUGCCAAACAGGGUUCGUAUCUCACAGAUGCUGGAGUCGAUCAGACGGAUGCCAAACCACAUUCAGAUGUUUUUCAAUACAAUAUGAACUACCCUAGCCUGGGACAAUGUGUCAUCAUCAACAACAAGAAUUUCCAGAGAAAUACAGGAUUGAAAGUUCGUAAUGGGACAGAAAAAGAUGAAGAGAAUGUGAAAGACACUUUCUCAAAUCUGGGCUUCAAAAUCAAAAUUUGCAGAGAUCAGACUGUCUCACAGAUUAGAUAUUUGUUAACUGAAGUGUCUAAGGAAGAUCACAGUAAAUCAGCCAUGUUUGCAUGUGUGUUGCUGAGUCAUGGAGAUGAUGGAAGGAUAUUUGGCACAGAUGACUGUAUUGAGCUGAAGGAACUGUUUGCGCUCUUCAGAGGAGAUUGCUGCAAAUCACUGGUGGGGAAACCCAAGAUUUUCUUCAUUCAGGCUUGCCGAGGCUCAGGUCUGGAUGCUGGCAUUGAGUCCGACUAUGAAAGUGAAGAGGAAACACAGAAAAUUCCUGUUGAGGCAGAUUUUUUGUAUGUCUACUCCACUGCACCAGGUUACUUUUCCUGGAGGAACGUUGAUAAUGGUUCCUGGUUCAUCAUCUCAUUGUGUGAGAUGCUGUCAAAAUACGGCAGGCAACUGGAGAUCAUGCAGAUCAUGACACGUGUCAACCACAAGGUGGCGCUGGACUUUAAAUCCUCCUCCAUAUUUUCACGGUUUGAUGGCAUAAAACAGAUACCGUGUAUUGUGUAUAUGCUAACCAAAGAACUCCAUUUCCCUAAAUAAUUCAUGUGUAUUUUACUGAUUAUGUUGCAGUGGGAUACAAAUACUUUUAAAUCAUACAAAAAACAAUACUAUGUAGCCAUUUAAAGCACUGUAGACUGCAGUCAAAACGGGUAGGGAUAUAAAGAAAAUGUAUAAUUAAUCAUUAAUAUAUGAAAUUAUCUGUAUUUUUUCAUACUGGUGUGUGGUAUGUUUACAGUGCUGAAUUUGACACAUAUAUUUCUUUUAUGAUCUUUAAGCUGGGUCACACAUUGAUUGUGGUUUGUUCUGCUGGAGCUGGUAUUCGAUCUGUGGAAAGUAUUGACAUGAGUUUAAGUGACUAUAGGUUUGUUACCUAUGAAAUUAAUGUUAUGUUUUCCCGAUCUUUGUCUGAACGUAGCAUUACAUUUUGUAAUAUCAGGCAUAUGGACUUCCCACCACUAUCUCUGUUAAGUCUCUGUUUAAGGGCCAGAUUUACUAACAGCUUGUGCCAGCGCUGAAAAGACAUGGACACAGUUAUUUUUGC
Molecule: messenger RNA, 1368 nt
Organism: Sinocyclocheilus rhinocerous
Lineage: Eukaryota; Metazoa; Chordata; Actinopteri; Cypriniformes; Cyprinidae
Product: caspase-3-like
Exons: 6
Coding region: 18-866 (282 amino acids)
Biological process (GO): erythrocyte differentiation; proteolysis; apoptotic process
Cellular component (GO): cytoplasm; death-inducing signaling complex
Molecular function (GO): cysteine-type endopeptidase activity
Source: RefSeq, a predicted model, not a curated record